GAUCGAUGUGUAAAGUGUUUCGAAGAGCAUCAUUUAAAAACACGGACCCAAAGAGUUCGACAUCAGUUUAGUAAUUUGUUUGACUGGAGUCGAAAAAUAGAUGUAAAGUGUUACAGAUUUGCAACUCUAUGGGAUUUUUUAACUUCUCAAGGUCGAAACAGAAGAGCGAGUGUUGACCGUAGUCGGUUUGUUAUGGCUGAGUGUGCCGUGGCCACAGCAAAAGCAAAUGUUAUGCUGUAUGAUUCGAAGGCUAGUACUUGGAUCCCAAGUGGCCCAGGACAUGGCAUUUCCAAAGUUCAACUAUAUCACAACACGUUAACUAAUGCCUAUCGAGUUGUUGGAUGGAGGUUACCAGAUCGUGAGGUUGUUAUUAAUUGUGCCAUUGCACGUGGGUUAAAAUAUCAUCAAGCGCGUCCAACGUUUCAUCAGUGGCGUGAUAGUAGACAACAAGUUUACGGCUUGAAUUUCACAUCAGUUGAAGAAGCAGAUGCAUUUGCUGCCGCUGUUAAAUCAGCUUUAGAAAGUCUAGCUGCACUACAUUGUCAACAGGCUUUACAAGCUCAACAAUGUAAGCCUCCUGUCACUUAUGAUCAGUUGGUAUCAAAUGAAACAACAACAACUACUACUAUUAAUCAAGAUAUGCAACUAAACCAAUAUCAACAAUCAAAAUACCAAAUACCAAAUCAACAGCUAUCAUCGAAUCAACAAGUAACUAACUAUACCAAUAAUAACAAUCAGGCAUAUUCUGCACAACCUGCGGGAAUAUUAGUCCAAAAUCGUCAGAUUUCAUCCUCUGACAUAACUGAACCAACUGAAAGUUACACCGAUCAGAACAAAGCAUUGUCAUCAUCGGCAUUAUCGAAUCAGCAGUCUGAUCGAGACACUUUAUGCAAUGAUUACAAUGAGGCAAUUGUGAACAGUGUAAAUAAUAUUAUUUUAAGUGAUAAUCAGAAUGUCUACCCGGGUUAUACAACAACAUGUAAAACUAAUACCUCUAAUCUUCAGAAUACUGAAAUUCCACGUCUUAAAUCAUCAACGGAACAAAAUGUAUCCGCGAUAAAUGGUUGUUCAAUGAAUGGUAAUACAGAACAUGGUGUAAAUUGUGAUUCACCGUAUUAUUCAUCUUCAGACGAUAGUGUACGUAAUCUUCGUGGUCUGCCUAAUGGAUCCAAUGAACCUCAUGUGAAUCCAACUUCAUCCGUGACGUUGAACGCUUCCAAUUUUCCCAAUAACAAUGUUAAAUUAUUAGGUGGGAAUUCAGAUGAAUCUUCUGUCAUUACCAGAUCUCUUUCACCAAAUCAAUGCACUUCAAUUAAUAAUACCAAAUCCCAACAAUUGAUUCCCGCUCCACCACCACCGCCGCCACCACCUCCCCCGCCUCCUCCACCCCCACCAAUGGCUAAUAUAGCUGGGUCGAAAAAUUGGCAUCAAAAUACCACAACAACAAUAAGUAAUAAACUGUCAGGUUCACAGUCUGCUGCCGAAAAUUCCGAUACUAGUGACCAUGAUAGUGUCGCUGAAUCUGGUAGUUUAGAUGCUCAAUUACGUAUGGCCAGACAGCAACGUAUUCGUGCUGCUUCUGUUGCUGGUCUAGGAUCUUCUGAUUUUGCACCAACCAUUUCUGGCCCACGUACUCAUGGUGUAGAUAUGAUGACUGAUCUUCAACGUGUUUUGGCAGCACGUCGACGUGCUAAGGAAGCUGAAGAGGAUUCGAAUGCUACAACUGGCGUUAUUUCUACACCAAGUAAUAACACUUCGACAUCAACAGCAUUUAGUAACUCAAAUAAUGAUCUACCAACUCCUAGUUCUCCUGUUCGUUCACAUUCUGUCAUAACAAACGCGUUUCAAGGUCAGAAUUCUUCCAUAAAUACUAGUUCAUCCGUUGUACCUGGUUAUGCUACAUUACGAAAAGUUUCCAGUCCAUCUUUGGAUUCAACAACAAUUAAUUCUCUAUCCAACUCUUGUUCAACUAAUAAUUCCAAUAGUGGAAGUACAACAGUAAAUCGAGCUGAUUUAGAAGCAUUUAAGCGUGAAUUAAUAUCGGAAUUUCGUCGAGAAGUUCAACAAUUAAAAAAUGACGUAAUCGAAGCUCUUCGUGCAUCUUCUGUUCGAAAUUGUUAGUUGAACUAUAAUGAACCACUGAUUGAUGAUCAUCUUCAACAUCUUCAUAGAUUAAAUGAAAUGUUUGUUCGCUUACCUUACUUCUUUCUCUUGUUGUUUUCUUUUCUACACUUUGACUGUCCUUUCUCCAUAUUUAAUCAAAGAAUAAAGAAUAUUAUUAAUACAAAUAAACAAUGCUCACCUAACAUUCCAUAAUGUUGAUAAUAAAUAGUCUGUUGAAAUUGUUCUUUGGUGUAAAUCAUCUUAAUGUUCUGUUUAUUUAUAUGGACACAUUAUAUUAUUAUUAUGUGUAUCAGUCAACAUAUUGUGCUUCUGCUAAAACGUCAUUUUGGUAAUGAUAGACAAAGUUGAUUUGGUAUUGUUGUUGCCCUGAUUUCUGGGCUACGUACAUUUGUGUGUGUAUGUGUGUGUGUAAGUCUGUGAGUAUAUCUGUUCAACUUCCUUACAUACAAACGACGCACUACCCCUAUUGGUACAAUUUACUCUGAUAUAUGCAUUUCAUUGUUAUCCUGUAGUUGUUGCUCUCGUUUUUUCCCCAUUUCUUAUUGUAUAUUGCAGAAUUGUUUGCUUAACUUUUCUCUGUCUCUGUUGAUUCCACCUAAUAAUGGUAUGUUUUCUAUGAUGCUAAUAAUGAUUAUAACAACAUUUUAAGAAAGGAUCUGUUAAGAUAGUUAAGAAUUAUUCAUUUAAAAACCUGAUUUACACUUUGUUUGUUCUUUAUUUGACUUCAUUUAAGUCAAUGUUUACAUUUUAUUCUCUAUCUAUUCGUCAAUUUCUUUCUUUUAUUAUAAAAGUUGCCUAAACUCGUAUAUAUUGUUGUUUUGUGAUCUAUGCACACACUAACCUUCAGUCACAUUUUGUGUAUUUUCACUUACUAGGCUUUCAUCAUUUGUAAUGUAAUUAAGUAAAUCAGUACUUUUUAUAAAUGUUUCUAUGUAUAAAUCUGCACUUGGUAUGUGCACAUGUGCUUUUGUAAUGUUUCCGUUUGAAUGAGACAACAGAUGAAAUAUUUUUGCUGAGUUCUUCUUUCAUUUUGUUAUUGGCUUCUCUCUCUUUUUGUUUAUGGUAUUUCAGAUAGUUGGAUAAUAGACAACAAACUGUUCAUUUCAUUAUAUUUACUUCAAACUAGAAGCAUUUCAUUUAUCUCUCUUAUUCUCUAUGCAUCAUCUUUAGUGAUUCUUAUCUUUAAGAUUGUUGAAGACCGGUUUACAGAUAUACAGUAUAGUAUUAACUGCCAUCAUAGUCAAUGCUUAUCAUCAUUAUUAUAUUUAAUACUUUUCGUAAAACAAAAAAAACAUUGCGUUUAUUACAGCUUACGAUUGUUAAUUUGUUACGAAAACUGAAUACUUUUUUUUCUAGGUUGUUCUUCCUGUCAUCAUAAAUUGUCCAUUUGAUAUACGAUUUAGUGUGUUUGUGUGUGUGUGUGUGUAUAUGUGAAUUAUUUAUUCUAAAACUUUAUCAUAAUAACAUCGCUAUAAUUACCAUAGUUCACUACAGUGUUCUAUGUUUUUGCUUUUCCUUUUUGAUGAGUAGCUCCCAACUCUUUCUUUUCUUCUUAUCUGGAUAUUAUUAUUUUCUAUAAAAGUAAAACUAUAUUGCAUUUCAUUACAAUUUUAUGGCGUAACCACAUAUUCUGAUGAGAUUCCUCUUUAUCUCUAUUAAAAUGUGUAGAACUCUUUGUUACUUAUCAUUGUUGCUAACAUCGGUAUUAUUUUAUCGUUUACUACUUCAUAUAUAUAUCAUUAUUCUACUGGUGGAUUUUCAUCGUGUUUUUUUUAUAAAAAAAAACUAUAUUCCUAACAUCAUAUAGAAUGAUACUUCAACUCGUGUUCUUUUUUUGUUCUUUUUUCAUUUGAAUAAACGGAGUUGUAACAACAGAACUCAUUGUGCUGUUUAAAAGGAUUUUAACUGAAGAAAAUUAGGAGACGAUGACUAGUAAAUGUAUUUGUUCACAGUAAAACAAGUUCAUAUUAUGAUUACUCCUUCUUAUAUGUAGUUCCUCGAUAAAUACAUAAUAGUAUUUCAUGGACUCAAUGGUCUAUAUUUCAUCAAAGUAUGAAUUGUGUUUUAUCAAUUAUAUCAUGAAUUUACCUGUCUUAAAGAUUUCAUUGAUUAUUCAAACAUAAAACUGUCCGAUUUACUUUAUGUACAGUAGGAUGAUAAUUAUAAUUUCCAUUAGUAAAAACGUAAUCAACUUCG
This is a messenger RNA of Schistosoma guineensis, 4320 nucleotides long. The record is from the annotation of a GenBank genome assembly. Lineage: Eukaryota; Metazoa; Platyhelminthes; Trematoda; Strigeidida; Schistosomatidae.